AUCGCUUUGGUCUUUUUCUCCCCUCCGUCUCUGCGCCCUUGUCCAUGUUCCCUGCGCUUGGGUUGUUUUUGCCUGCUUUGAAUUGCUUCCGAAUUCCCGACUGAGCCAGGCUUAGUCCUGGUUGUGUGGUUUCUGAAUCUUUCAUCAUGUCUUCCGCCAUCUCCUCGUCGGCCAUCAAUCAGGGUCAGAGUGCCCGUUCCUCGGCACGCCAAACACGUACAAACCCAUCGCGCACAUCCAAGACCCAGGGGCGCUCGUCCUUCGCGUAUGGGCAUUCGCUGGCUGAUACCCCUCCUACACCUUCGAUUCCGCACGGCUUUUAUCCAGCUCUCACGCAUUUUACUGACUCCAUCACCGCCCUCCCGCGAGAGUUUCGCCGUCACAAUUCGCUGCUGAAGGAAGUAGAUGCUAAGGCAUGGGCUCUUGAAGAGAACCUCCUUCAGCUUCUGAAGGUUUCAUCGGAGUCACAAUCUGUUCCUUGCCCUUCCAAUCCGGCGCCCAUCGUUGGUGGUGUGGUCCGUGAAGAUGUCUUGCCCACUGGACCUUCGCAAACCCCCGAAUCGCAGGAGAGUAAAAAUCGUCGGCUCCUCUUCGACCGCGUGCGACAUACCCUUUCGGACUUGAUGAUGACCGCGGAUGAAAAGAAUCAUGUUAUUUCGAAUGCAAACGAUGAGUUGGACCGUCAAAUUCUACGCCUCGAUAAUGUGUUUCCGUACAUCGCAGGCGAGAUCAGUGACGAGUCACGUCUGGGUAGUCUCACCCACUGGGCUUACUCGAACAAGAAUACUGCAAAAGCCGCUACCAAUGAACGGCCUCGACGAGACGCUGGGUCUCAUAAGGAUCUGGCUCAUGCUCUUCAUGAAGCAGAGGCUGCUUCCCGCAGCGAGGCGAGACGCGAAGCGGUUUUGGCACGCAAACAACGUCGGGCGCAUGCUGAUUCUGACUUUGAUGAAACCCGCGCACAUGGUGCUCGUAAGGGACAUGUCGGCAAGCCACGCGGUGGUGCUGCGGCGGCCGCGGCCGCGGCUGCAGUUGCUGGUGGUGACAACUCUGCAAUUGGCCAUGCUGCAAACGCAGCUGGAGCUUCAGGGACGACGGGUCCAAAGCGCCGGAAGGUUGAACGGCCGCCUGUUGAAACAUCGACAGCAAUGGAACGUUCUGCUAGUGGUGCUACUAGCACGAUAGGGCGAGGUGCGCCCAAGGAUCCUGCAAACCCAGAUGCCACGAAGAAGAGAACCCGGGCCCCUAACACCAACACUGCGGCACGUAAAAGAAACAACACUACUACAUCGAUUGCAGAAUCCCCUAUCCUAGCACCAUCUCCUGUCAUAGGAACAUUCAAUGCUCCACGGAACGCGGCCAGCCCUGGACCUGGUGCAGCAGCUCGACCACAAUCUUCUCGUGCUCAGCAAAACUCCAAUUCAACCACCAAUGGUCGUCAGAGACCAUCUUCCUCUGCAUCGAACCGUGUGAACAAUACUAACAAAAAUACGGAGAAACCUACGCCCAGAGAAACGCCCAAAGGGGAGACAGUUGCGACUCCCAAUACAGAUGUACAACGUUCCGAGACGAUCGACGAGGUUGCAACCGCCCUUGCAUCCAAGGCAAUGCCCCCCAUCAAUACAAAACGAGAGGAUACGGAGCCGAAACCAGCAGAAUCCAUUGAGGCCAGUGAUCCGCCGGCCCCUCAGACUUCAAAUCCGGGACCCAAGGGCAGAUCGUCCAAGACGUCCACGCCAGUGCUUCCUGCUUUCUCGGAGCCCACUCAGCAGCGUGUUCGGCCGACCAGAAGCACUGAUCCCGCGCCAGCUAAGCGGUCACAGAAAAAGAAUGGCAAUGUGCCAGUGGUGCAACCAAGAGCGCCAUCUGAAGAUGAAGAGUCACUCCAUGAAGGAGACGAUGAAGACGAGGAGGGCGAACCACGCUACUGCUACUGUAAUGAGAUCAGCUUCGGUGAGAUGGUUGCGUGCGAUAACGAUGCUUGUCCCCGCGAGUGGUUCCACUUGUCCUGUGUUGGGUUGACCAAACCCCCUGGAAAGAAUGUGAAAUGGUACUGUAAUGAGUGCAAGGAGAACAUGAGACGAAGUCGAAGCGGAAGGUAAUAUAAGUACCUUCUAGAUGCCCAUGAGCAAGCAGUCUUGGGUAUUUCAUUAUGCAGCGUAUAACAGGAUAUGAUUCGGUCUUGCAUGCUUGAGUAAAAAUGUUAAGAUAGAUAGAUCGCAUGGAUUUAUUGUACAGUGACUACAGUGUAUAAUUGUUAAUAUUCCAGGCAACAACUUGAAUCAGAAAUAACUUUCUCAUGACACAUUG
Molecule: messenger RNA, 2310 nt
Organism: Aspergillus wentii DTO 134E9
Lineage: Eukaryota; Fungi; Ascomycota; Eurotiomycetes; Eurotiales; Aspergillaceae
Product: putative PHD finger domain protein (Ing1)
Exons: 5
Coding region: 147-2102 (651 amino acids)
Biological process (GO): regulation of DNA-templated transcription
Cellular component (GO): Rpd3L complex; nucleus; Rpd3L-Expanded complex
Source: RefSeq, a predicted model, not a curated record